AUGGCGCCGCAACUAUGGCGGUUGCUCGCCUUCUUUCUGGCGGCUGCCACACUCACCGUAGCUAAGUAUGCAGAACUAGAGUCAUGGAAAGGAGCCGGGAGACCAGUAACAUCAGCACAGGAAGCUGAAGACGAACGUCAUGACGCGGAACUCCUCGCCGCCGUUCGAACCUCCAUGAAGCAAUGGGAAAUCAAAAGAUCACGCACAAGGAUCAAGCGAUCGCAAGGGAGUGUUUGCUAUGGAGAGUUCGGUUGCUUUGAAGAUACUGGUCCCUUUGCAUAUUUAGAGACGUUGCCGAGUCCACCGUUAGAAGUCGGAACGCAUUUUCUGCUCUACUCAACAACUAACAGAGGAGAUCAGCCGUUGAUCGCGGUUCCUGCAAGCAAUAUGUCGGCGGCAUGGAGUUGGGCGGCGCGUGCAUUCGACACCGCGCGCCCGACCCGCGUCAUCGUCCACGGCUUCGGUUCCAACUGCGAUAACGUAUGGGUGUAUGAGAUGCGCUCCGCUUUAAUGGCUGUAGAAGAGUGCAAUGUGAUAUGUGUUGACUGGGAAGGCGGAGCUACAAUGCCAAAUUACCUUCGAGCUGCAGCUAAUACAAGACUUGUCGGCAAGCAGUUGGCAAUGCUAUUGCGAGGCUUAUCUCAAAAUAUCGACUUGCGCUUCGAGGAUAUUCACCUUAUUGGAUUUAGUUUGGGUGCUCAUGUUGCUGGUUUUGCCGGAUCAGAAAUAAGAAACAUCAGUCGCAUAACAGGCUUAGACCCAGCUGGACCGUUAUUCGAAUUCCAAGAUCCCAGAGCUCGUCUAGAUAAGACGGACGCCAAGUUUGUGGACGUGAUUCAUUCUAAUGGAGAGACUUUAAUCCUCGGCGGACUGGGCGCCGCACAGCCACUCGGCCAUGUCGACUUCUAUCCCAAUGGGGGGCGCGUACAACAUGGCUGCUCUAAUUUGUUCGUAGGUGCAGUAUCUGACCUGGUACUGCCUUGGGCCAGUGCAUCAGUCGAGGGCCGCUCGCUGUGUAACCACCGCCGAGCGUACAAGUUCUUUACCGACUCUGUUUCACCAAAAUGUCAUUUUCCUGCGUUUCCUUGCUCCGAUUAUGAUACAUUUUUGGAGGGCCGUUGUUUCCCUUGCGAUGGAGAGCAUCGUUGCGGCAAUAUGGGAUAUUACGCAGACCGCUCUCUUGGUCGAGGUCAGCUGUACCUUCUUACUCGAGAAGAAGAGCCUUUUUGCGCUCAUCAGUAUCACGUGGCCUUGUGGGCAGCAAGUGAAGCAGGCGAGAAACAGAACUAUGGGCGAGUAACACUCACUCUUCACGGCGAUUCAGGCCUAAACGAAUCAUUUGCUAUGACAAAGCGGCCGGAGCCGGCGCCGGGCCUGAGGUUCGGGCGAGUGCUGGUGCCGCACCCCGCGCUCGGCGUGCCGCUGCACGCGUCGCUGCACUACGCGGCUUACAACGGCUGGCUCAGUGCCGGCGCACGCACCGUGCUACUGCACAAACUGCUCAUCACCGACAGUUUCGGCAAGACUUCAUCGUUCUGCAAAGUAAUAAGGUUAACAUCGGAUGAGUCUGUUCAAUUACCGCUAAAUCCAGGCGAUUGUCAAAUUAGAGGGACGGAAGACCCCUCGAAUCUUACGACCGGUGAAAUAGAAACAAGCGUAAAAAAUGUUACUAAUACACCUGGUGAAGAUCUUCUUGACAAUGAACUUCCUGAAGAAAGCCCACAAAGACCAUUUGCACUAGUAGACUCUUAUGAAUGGGAAGACACACCGGACGCCGGCCGUGCUUUUGGUAUGACUAAUACUAAAACAGCACCUAGUGGGCUUGUGGAAAUAGCUGAACCAGUAUUAAGACCCAGACUGCGCAAAACACCAAGGCAAAGAGUGGAUUCACCAGAUACACACGAAAUAUCAGAACCCAUUCUACGUGCAACUCAUGCACCCCGAAGCACAACACAACCCCCAUCUCGCAAGCCUAAGAACUAUGACGUCUCUACAACACCAAAUGAUGUACCUUAUGAUGAACGAGCAGAAAAAGAAACUACUAGUUUUGCCGUUCAAUAUCUGCCAGCACGACUCGCGUCAUUCAUCUCUAGAGCUGAACGUUACGCUCGAGAUACGCUAUUGCCGUUAGUUUCAGCCUACGCUCCCCGUUUGCCACUGUUUGGUUCACGUGAAGUCCCAAAAACAACAGCAAGAUUUAUACCUACAGAAGAAGUAAACUUAACUGACUCUAUGCCCAUACCCACACCUACAUUAGAAAUGAAGAUAGAAUCUCUUCGCAUAAUGGGUCCCCCGGGUGAAAAACGUGAAUUCGAAACUCCAGAAGACCCCGACAUACCAGUAGUAAUUUCCACAACGACUACCUCUUCUACUACUACACCGACAACAACGACAACGACAGGAGCACUGCGUGCCGCGCCAGUGGAAAUGUUGAAAGUUGUCGAAGGACCCGCUGCCUCAACUAGUACGGCCCUUCCACCAAUCGCUUUGCGCAGUGAAGGCGAAAAAUUAUUAAUCGUCUAUCCAAUCAAUGCGAGGGACGAAAGAAAGAUAAAGUCUCAUUCGUUUCCCGAGGAAAUGCAGUUUGAAGCACUGUACAGACACACGGCAGAACCCAAGGUGGUAAGAGUUGACUUACCCACAUUUACACCACCAGUUUCGACUGAAAAUCCACUACAAUCGAGUCCCUCGACUCCUGGUGCUAAAAUGUCGAAUACUCAAUACGUUCCAGUACCAUAUGUUAAAAGCCAUGGACAAGAUUCUAAUAUCGAAGACAAAUCAUGAUCUGACUUAAUAAUAUCUUAUGUAAAUAACACAUUUUAAAUAUAGGCCGCAUAGCUGGAUUAGUUAUUAUUAGCAAUGUAUUCGUUUAUCUUGUACAUUCGUACUUAACCUUUUGUGAAAUUACAUUGGACCUUUAUUUAAAACGAAACCAGCUGAAUACAAUAAUAAUAAAUGUUGUGUACAUAUAAUUUUAGUGUUAGGUUUGAAAUAAGAACAAAUUCUUGUUUAAUAAAAAUUUAAUAUUUAUUAAA
Molecule: messenger RNA, 3035 nt
Organism: Melitaea cinxia (Glanville fritillary)
Lineage: Eukaryota; Metazoa; Arthropoda; Insecta; Lepidoptera; Nymphalidae
Exons: 13
Coding region: 1-2784 (927 amino acids)
Biological process (GO): lipid metabolic process
Molecular function (GO): lipase activity
Source: RefSeq, a predicted model, not a curated record